Molecule: messenger RNA, 2199 nt
Organism: Capsella rubella
Lineage: Eukaryota; Viridiplantae; Streptophyta; Magnoliopsida; Brassicales; Brassicaceae
Product: ATPase family AAA domain-containing protein 3
Exons: 8
Coding region: 160-2055 (631 amino acids)
Biological process (GO): mitochondrion organization
Cellular component (GO): mitochondrion
Molecular function (GO): ATP hydrolysis activity; zinc ion binding; ATP binding
Source: RefSeq, a predicted model, not a curated record
GGGUUUAUGGUCUUGCUUGCCGGAGAAACUUUUCCGACGACUGUCCACAACCAUUUCCAUAAACCUCGAGAGCACCUUUUCUCAGUCCGAAAUGUUUGAAUUCUAGAAAAAAAUUUGUUUGUUAAUUGGGUUUAGGAAGCUGUUUCUACUCGUACUCCAAUGGCUGCUUCUAGACUAUGUUCCGCGGCGGCGAUAGCUGCUACGUUCACUUCAAUGUCGAUGUCACAGAACCGCGCCUACGCUGACUCGCAAUUUCGCAUUCCUUUCUUCUCUUCUUCACCACCGGCAGAAAAAUCUCCAACCGAUCACAAGUCUUCGUCGAAUUCUAAAUCGGAGACCAAAUCGGAAUCCGAUGAGCCUAAAGGAUCUGGUUUCGAUCCUGAGUCCUUGGAAAGAGGUGCUAAAGCUCUUCGUGAAAUCAACAACUCUCCUCACUCCAAACAGGUGUUUGAUCUAAUGAGAAAGCAGGAGAAGACUCGAUUAGCUGAAUUAGCGGCUGAGAAAGAACAUAAUGAAGCCAUUCAAGCUCACAAGGACAUUGAAAGGCAGCGGAAACUGGCUGAGGAGCAGAGAAAUCUUGUGCAGCAACAAGCACAAGCGAAAGCUCAAAUGCUUCGAUAUGAGGAUGAUUUGGCAAGGAAGCGACAGCAGACAGAUCAUGAAGCUCAGAGAAGGCAUAACGUUGAAUUGGUUAAGAUGCAAGAAGAGUCUUCUAUUCGGAAAGAAAGAGCAAGAAUUGCCACGGAAGAACAGAUUCAAGCACAGCAGCGCGAGACUGAGAAAGAGAGAGCUGAACUUGAGCGAGAAACAAUUCGUGUCAAAGCCAUGGCUGAGGCUGAAGGCCGAGCUCAUGAAGCUAAACUUACUGAGGAGCAGAAUAGGAGAAUGCUUCUGGAUAAGAUAAAUGGUGAACGGGAAAAAUGGCUUGCAGCAAUCAACACAACCUUCAGUCACAUUGAAGGGGGAGUCAGAACCUUACUAACUGAUCGAAAUAAACUGAUUAUGACUGUUGGAGGAGUUACAGCAUUAGCUGCUGGGGUUUACACAACUCGGGAGGGUGCUAGGGUUACCUGGGGUUAUAUUAACAGGAUUCUUGGGCAGCCAUCACUUAUCAGAGAAUCUUCCAUGGGUAGAUUUCCAUGGGCAAGCUCAGUAUCUCAGUUUAAGAACAAAAUUAGUACAGCUGCAGGGGCAGCAGCAUCUGCAGAAGGAGAAAAGCCCCUUGAAAAUGUAAUUCUCCAUCAUUCCUUGAAGCAGAGAAUUGAACGUCUUGCUAGAGCCACAGCAAAUACCAAGACCCAUCAAGCACCAUUCCGCAACAUGAUGUUUUAUGGGCCUCCAGGUACUGGUAAAACUAUGGUGGCGAGGGAGAUUGCUCGGAAGUCGGGUCUUGAUUAUGCUAUGAUGACAGGAGGAGAUGUUGCUCCUCUUGGUGCACAGGCUGUAACAAAAAUCCAUCAGAUAUUUGAUUGGGCUAAGAAAUCAAACAAAGGCUUACUGCUUUUCAUUGAUGAGGCCGAUGCUUUCCUAUGCGAACGUAACAGCACGUACAUGAGCGAGGCCCAGCGCAGCGCUCUGAACGCAUUACUCUUUCGAACCGGUGAUCAGUCACGUGACAUAGUUCUUGUCCUGGCUACAAACAGACCGGGUGAUCUUGAUAGUGCAGUCACUGACAGGAUCGACGAAGUUAUCGAGUUUCCUCUCCCUGGUGAAGAAGAACGCUUCAAGCUCCUUAAACUCUAUCUCAACAAGUACCUAGCUGGUGAAGACAAAGAUUCCAACCUUAAAUGGAGCAGCUAUUUCAAGAAGAAGUCGCAAAAGAUAACCGUUGAAGAAGACCUAACCGACCAAGUGAUCAGAGAAGCUGCAAAAAGGACAGAAGGUUUCUCUGGUCGUGAAAUUGCUAAGCUUGUCGCUGGUGUCCAAGCUGCGGUGUAUGGACGACCGGAUUGCGUCUUGGAUUCCAAGUUUUUCGAAGAGAUUGUGGAUUAUAAAAUUGAAGAACAUCACCAGAGAAUCAGACUUGCGACUGAAGGCGGCCAAUCGUUUCCGUAGAUCUUUUAUGUACGGGUUUCCUUAGUAUUUGGAUUUAUAAAAAAUGAAAUAGUGAACAUUGUUUGAGUGACCGGUUCAAUUUCGGUUAGCAGAGGAAUUGGAGUCCAAUUUUAAUCUUAAGGCUUUCCUGCCCGGUUUUGCAAA